AUGCUAUCGUUUUCUCCAAUGCCGUCUAAGAAUGCGUCGCCACAGGUGGAGUUAGUGAAGCGUAAACGCCUUCACCACCGGUUCCAUAUACCGUUUGCAGUUCUUCUAGCUCCUGGCUAUCUACCCUUCUUCCCCGUUUGCCAAAUGGUCCCUGCUACACAUCACAAUCAAUGUCUGGUUGUUUGGAAUCUGGCUGACUAUGAUCUUUUAAUUCUCGUCCCUGUUUACGUCAUAUUCGAGGAUUUAGAGCCGGUGAUGCCCGUGCCUAGACAUCUUCCUCUCCCUCGGCUUCGGAACCAUCAAACAGUUAUCCUAUUUCUUAUCUCUAUCCCCAUUGUAAAUAUCCUUUGCUGUACUGUGUCCUGCUUAAUUACCAACCGCUGGUAUGAAAAUGCACCGCUUCCCUUUUACCUUUCUUGA
Molecule: messenger RNA, 420 nt
Organism: Protopolystoma xenopodis
Lineage: Eukaryota; Metazoa; Platyhelminthes; Monogenea; Polystomatidea; Polystomatidae
Source: the annotation of a GenBank genome assembly